GACAAGGUGACCUUGACUACCUGGCCGGUGCUAAGAAGAUUAAAAAUCCAAACAACUUGAAACUUGAAGCUUCUGACGCCACGACUUUCGCAAAAUAACGUACAUUGGGGCAGCGAUUAAUCGGUAAGUGAUGGCUUGAUAUUGCUCAGAAAGCGGGGAUGGACUUUCAAGGGUCGCUCCUUCCGAGGAGUUGGAAUCAAGGGUUGUUGAACCCGGGCGACGUCGUCACAGCUCGUAGAUCGCACAGUUGGCUUGGCAAGAGAUCGAGAAAUCUUUGAAAUACGGGACCCAACAAGUCUGUCCUCUUUCAAACCCUUCCUCUUUCAUAUUGUCGUGAUGGCUAUCCCAACUAAUACGUACUAUAUACUAGACUCGCACCCGGCACCACAUUACGGUCUUGAUCCACCAAAUAGUGCAGGCAGUAACAACUCUGCACGCUCACAUUCUGCCAGUGUAAAAUCGGAAUUAUCCUCUUCACCUUAUCUUGAUCUGUCACCCUCACCACCCCACACUUUUUCAUUCCAUUUUCCGUCUUCUGCGUCAGCGCCUAACAGUACUGCGCACGUUAAUCAUAAUUUUACUACAACAUCGAACACUCUGCCAGACCGUCCGUACUACCGCUUCGGAUCUAUGGCACACCCGGAGGACGCCUGGCUCAGCAAACGCUCAGCAAAUUCCGCUCUCGACUUGAAUUCACUAUCAUUCCCGGACGAAUACGAUGAUGGCGACGACUUACCUGAUCCUCCUGGCUCCUCUGGCGCGCCCGCUACUUCAUCUAGCUAUUCGGACAGAGUCGUUAGGAGAAGGAGCAGCAAAGCUUGUGAUCAAUGCCGCAAAAGCAAAUGCAAAUGCGAGCGCGCAGGAGAUGGCGAGGCUUGUAAAAGCUGCAUCAUGCUGGGGACGCCGUGUACAUUCCUCGGACCUUCGCGCAAGCGCGGCCCCCCUAAGGGGUACAUUGACGCCAUCGAAGCUCGGCUGCACCAAACUGAGGCCCUACUUGGUGUUCUCCUCGCUGUUGAGGCAGAGCAUGGCGAAAGGUAUGGCGAAGCGGAUAGGCCGCCUCCAGGCGGCGCUGCAGGCCUAGAGGAUGUGUUGCACACCCUAAGACAGGACACUCUUGCUCGUGAGAUCCUCAAUCGUGUCGAUACCUCCUCCUAUGGUGUCAAAGGACGAAAAGGUGGUAGUGUUAAACCACGCCCAAAUAAUACCACUCCAACAGAGGGCAGUGGCAUCGACUUACAGUCCACACACCCUUCAAAUGAAUGGCAGGAUCGCGUUGUAUCUCUCCUUUCAUCAUCUCUAUCAUUCCCCCACCCGUCUUCAUCACAACCUCGCUCGCCUACAUCCGGUGCUAACAACCCGCGCACGAUCCAACUUUCGCAAUCUAGAACUUCGCCAUCUCUUACAUUCGACGAUAAUGGACGACGUCAACGCCGGCGACUUGGUUCUUCAUCAUCUCCGGAUCCCUCCGACCACUCACAAACACAAGCACCUGCCAGUACGGAUUCUGAGGACGAAGACGACGUCGCGGAUGCUGUGGGCCAGCUCUCCUUGAACGAGGACGAACAAGUCCGGUAUCACGGAAAGGCAAGUGGUCUUUACCUGCUGGGGUAUAAUGCGAAGGAGGAAGCUCGGAAUGAAGGGGGAAUAUGGCGCUUCCCCAAGGCCCGUGUCUGGCCACCACUCCCUCCAUCUGACACAAAUAUGACGUCGCCCGUAAUUCCCAGCAUUGAUGCGCUGACAAAUUCUGCUGCAAGCCCAUCUAAUAGCCCUCUGAUGGGUUUAUCUGUCACGGACAAAGAUUUGAGUAGCGUCAUGCCUGAUCUAGUUGUUCAGGAGCAUUUAUUGGAGAUAUAUUUUACUUAUGUACAUUCGGCGUUCCCGGUCCUGCACAAGGAGGCUUUCUGGGAGGGUCACAAAGUGCACCCGAAUGCAUCUGCUGCUAAUACGCCGUCGCCUGCGUCCGAUGGCCAGGGCUCGAAAUCUCCGUCACCUUUCCACCGUGCCCGUCGCAAUAUUUCUCCGCUUUUACUCCUCAGCAUGUUUUCCAUUGCUGAACGCUAUUCACCAUCUUCCUCCCUCCCACUGUCCCCUCCUCCCCCCUCAUCAGCAUCGUCGGUUCGAGAACCAACCCCGAUGUGGACUGCAGGUGAUAAGUACUUUAACGUCGCUAAGAAACUUCUCGACAACACUUAUGCAUCCUCGAUGCCAAGUACUGUGCAAGCUCUUCUAUUACUCGGGUACCGCGAAAUUGGCAUUGGCGCCAUGGCACAAGCCUGGGUGUACACGGGCAUGGCAGUACGUAUGGCGCAGGAUCUCGGUAUGCACCGGGCAGCGGACGGCUGGGCCCGUGCGGAAGUCGGACGUCUGUUCGGCCCCCGGGAGCUACAGGAACGGCGGCGGAUAUGGUGGGGAUGUGUUGUGCUCGAUGGGUAUGUGAGCACGUAUAUCGGAAGGCCGCUUGCAAUCUUCGAGCGAGAUUACGAUACACUCUUACCGGGCGAGGAUGAGGCGGAGGAGAUGGAGUUGUGGAUUCCUCAUGAGUCGCUGCCGCCUGAUUCCCGCGGACAUGGGUAUCCACCUGGUGCAGAGAUAAAGUGUUCAAUAACUGGACGCGUGCUAUCUAGCUUCAAUGCUUCUGCGAAACUCUCAACUAUCCUUUCUAAGCUCGUACAGUCGUUGUACGCGAUUCAUCCCGUGAAUUCUCGGCACGCUGAGGUGGCACAACUUGAGGAGCUGCUGAAUAAGUGGUACCUCGAUUUGCCGGAGCAUCUACAAUUGAAGCAGGGCGCGACUGUUCCGCCCCAUAUCUUGACAUUACACAUGCAGUAUUGGUGUACGACAUUGUUGUUGCAUCGCCCCUUCAUAAGGAAUACGUACCUUCUAAAUAAGGGGAAAUCGGAUAGUGUUGAUGAUGCCGAAGCGUGUGCGACGAGCAAGAAACAUUAUGAGCUGUGCGUGGGUGCUGCGAACCACAUCUCAUCUAUCGUUUCAUCUUAUCGGGAAAAGUACUGUCUGCAACGUGCCCCUGUUUUUCUUUGCUUCUAUGUUUUUACGGCGGGUAUUAUGCAUGUCACGAGCUCGUCCAUCUUCCCGAAUGACCCUCAAUCGCGGAUAGGUCUAUUCAGGUGCAUGGAUGCACUGCAAGACAUGGAAGUCGUCUGGCCCUCCGCAGCACGUGCCAACGAGCUUCUUCGGGGUUCAAACGUCAUGGCUAAUCCCUCGAACGCUAGCCAAGCAUGCCUUUCAUUUACUUCUCAGGAUCGCCAGAAGCGGACAGCUGAGCAUUCAAUAGACUCAGAGGAUGCAUACGAGCGUUCGCACUUGCAGGUCCUACCCUCAAGCAGUUCGUCUAACGUACCAGGAUCAGGACAAGGGUACGCCAACACCUGGCGAUCGACUCAGUUUAGCGGAACGUCACAUGAUGUCGGUCACUCUCAAGAGUCUGGUGCGGGGCGACAUGCUGACUUUGCCGGGGCACCUAUCUCAACUUCGCAGUCAUCGUACUAUCCGUGGACCUCUGAUGGAUCUUCGUACCUCUCGUUCCCGAGCACAUUGUCUACGUCUGUGCUUCCGCAGAUGUAUAGCACAGGCUUGGUCGACAGCCGUCGGGCGGGGAACUCGCAGUCCUCGGCUUCGCAUCAAGGACAAGCGCGGUUGGCUUUGCAUGGGGGCGGAUCUGGUACAUAUACCAGUGAUCAACCUGGGAUGGGGCGGUAUCCGCAAUUUUGGAAUGACUAUACAUCGUUCCCACAGAUGGGGAUGGCUUAUAGCCAGUCUCAUCCACAGCAACAGCAGCAGCCGCCACAGGAUCCGAUAUAUAUGAGUGCUCAGUAUGGCGGUAUUUACAAUAAUCCUACAUCUUAAUUUAAUGGAGUGGAUUGUACCACAUUUACCCGAACGGACAAGAAAUACUAGUAGAUGACCUCUUCUCUCACAAUCUAAUGUAUUACAUCCUAUCAGACACCCCAAAAUGUUUCUUUUUCACCGCAGUGCUAGUACUCCCUCGUUGUAUCCCUCCUGUCCUCUUGCUUAUCUGUAUAAUCCACUUCGAAAGGACUUUAUCUCUUAUGUGUUUUAUGUGUUAUAUCCUUACUUCCUUCGGGCACUUUGGUUGACAUUGUUUCUACUAUAAAAUGUUGGUGCCGACAACAAAGCCUUCAAUAUACCAAAAUGCAUGAUUUGGAUAGCGAUA
Messenger RNA from Suillus fuscotomentosus, 4195 nucleotides. RefSeq names its product fungal-specific transcription factor domain-containing protein. NCBI's taxonomy places the organism in Eukaryota, Fungi, Basidiomycota, Agaricomycetes, Boletales, Suillaceae. Gene Ontology annotation, biological process: regulation of DNA-templated transcription; DNA-templated transcription. The record is from RefSeq and is a predicted model, not a curated record. Gene Ontology annotation, molecular function: DNA binding; DNA-binding transcription factor activity, RNA polymerase II-specific; zinc ion binding. The coding region runs from base 337 to 3867 and encodes 1176 amino acids. The transcript has 15 exons.